GACUCGAGACGUUCCCUAUCCGAGAGUGAGCCAUUGCUGGCUGAAUACGAAAAUGGGAAAACGAUGGAUUGAGUCUCUAUAGGCAUGCUGAUGUCAGCCAUGAUGUUGUUCAUACUAGGCAUGGUUGGGGCAGAAAAUGUGCUCCAGCUGUAUUUGCUGAAGCCCCCCCUGAGCUGGGACUCAAUUUGGGCCGGAUAUGGCAGAGCCGCCACCAGCGCCAUGUACCUGAGUAGUUUCAUAGGGGUCCUGGGUCUGUUCAAAGUGUUGGGAGACACAGCCCUCACUCUACUGGGUAUUGUGUCCAACUGUACUGAGAUGGCAAUCAUGGCAUUCACUGUAGAAAGCUGGGUCUACUUCCUGGCAAGAGGGAUCAUGAUGUUUGCCUGCGUUCCCAUGCCAACACUGCGAGCCAUGCUGUCCAAGAAUCUGCAUCCUCAGCAAUAUGGGCGAGUCUCUGGGCUGCUCCAGCUGGUUCUAGCUGUGACUGAUGUCUUAUCCAAUGUCUUUUUCACCUCCAUUUACCCACUAACUCUCGGCUGGUUCAGUGGCUUCUGCUUCCUCCUCUCCUGUGCUAUUAGUUACAUCAGUGCUGUCCCGAUCAUCUAUCGAAGUGGCAGAGACUUGAGACUUGGAUCCAUUUGAGAUGUUGAACACUUACAUGAAAAUGUGUCUGAUCUUAUUUUGAUUCAGUACUACGAAGCCCCUAAUGUGAUGACAAAAUAGGAUAAAAAAUUAUAUUUCAACGCUUUUGUGUUUGC
Messenger RNA from Sinocyclocheilus anshuiensis, 758 nucleotides. RefSeq names its product thymic stromal cotransporter homolog. The transcript has 4 exons. The record is from RefSeq and is a predicted model, not a curated record. Gene Ontology annotation, cellular component: membrane. Lineage: Eukaryota; Metazoa; Chordata; Actinopteri; Cypriniformes; Cyprinidae. Gene Ontology annotation, biological process: transmembrane transport. Gene Ontology annotation, molecular function: transmembrane transporter activity. The coding region runs from base 85 to 642 and encodes 185 amino acids.